Messenger RNA from Momordica charantia (bitter melon), 2616 nucleotides. The record is from RefSeq and is a predicted model, not a curated record. Lineage: Eukaryota; Viridiplantae; Streptophyta; Magnoliopsida; Cucurbitales; Cucurbitaceae.
AUGGAGGAAGAAAAUGGAAGAAGCAGCGCUUUUGGUUUAGUGGCAAAGCUUGAAGCUUUGAAUUUGAAUAUCAAUGGCGGCACUGAAACUACUAAACAGCAACAGCGUUUUAGAGCAAAUCAAGCAGCUCAUCAAAAUUCCUUCAAACCUCUUAUUGAUGUUCUGCUUUCCUGGUCUCUUGAAGACAUUUUCAAUAAACAUCUUUUUAAGUUACAGGUGGAAAAGAUUCCAGGAUCCUUCGAGUCGGUGGAGCAAUAUUUUGCAUCGUACACCUACCCUCUACUUGAAGAGACACGAGCUCAGCUGUGCUCCAGCAUGAACCCCAUCUCCAAAGCUCCAUUUGCUCAAAGGAGUGGGAAGACGUGGAGUUUUGCAACUGUUUGCUCACACAAAGGCAGCAAACAGAAGAACAAAACAACUUCUUUUACGCUAAAGACAUGGCGGCGGGACAACUUUAAGGAACAGCCUAUGUUUGUGGUUCUUUUGGUGAAUGUUCUUUCUAAUGUGAGGAUAUGGAAUGCACUGCACUUGCAGAGGAGGAACUUGAUGAUUUUCAACCAAGUAUUAGGAGCCAAUAGUUCUUCUUCUUGUUCUUCGGAUUUUGGUUGUGAUGUUUGUGGUGAAGCAAAGAUUGAGUCCGACAAUGGUUUGUUUUCUACUUUGAAUGAAUCCCAAGUUAGAGCAGUUCGAUCAUGUCUUCUAAAGACAAGCUGUGUCCACAAAUCUGCCGUUGAACUCAUCUGGGGUCCGCCCGGGACCGGCAAAACGAAGACAGUUAGCGUGCUGUUGUUCCAGCUUUUGAAGAGCAAUCGUCGGACGCUUGCUUGCGCUCCAACAAACACUGCGAUCAUGCAGGUGGCAUCGCGGUUUCUUCUUCUGGUUAGAGAAAUGCAGGAGAAAGAGUGUGGAUCUGAAGGGUUGUUCUGCAAUUUGAGUGAAAUUCUUUUGUUUGGGAACAAAAAAAGGCUCAAAGUUGGCGAAUCUGACAAAUAUAUAUAUUUGGAUUAUCGAGUUGAACGUCUUCAGAAGUGCUUCAGUCCUUUCACUGGCUGGAGGCAUCGUUUUGGAACCAUGAUUGAUUUUCUUGAAGACUCUGUUUCUCAGUAUAAAAGAGAAUCGACAAAAGACGACGACUCGUCGCCCCCAUCGUCUUUUGUUGAAUUUGUAAGGAUGAGGUUUAAAACCGUUUCUUGUUCACUCAAGGAGUGCAUAUCAAUCUUCUGCACACACAUUCCCAAAGCCAUUUUGAAGCAAAAUUUCCAAAGGCUGGCUUGUCUCAUGAGUUUGAUUGGUUCUUUGGAGAGUUUGUUGCUCUCAGACAUGUUUGUUUCUGAGGAUGUUGAGAAGCUUUUUUCGAGCCGAGAAAUGGUCGAAAAUUUUUCGGAGAAUGAGAGGCUAAUUUGGAAGGCCAGAAAUGACUGGACUGGAAGCAGAAGAGGGAUUACAGAAUUUUGUUUCGGGAAUGCGUCGUUGUUCUUCUGCACGGUUUCGAGUUCAUUUAAGCUGCAUUCGAUGAAGAAAGUGAGGCCAUUGCAGGCGUUGGUGAUGGAUGAAGCAGCACAGUUGAAGGAGUGUGAGGCUGCAAUUCCACUGCAGUUUCGCUAUGCAAUUCUCAUAGGUGAUGAGUGCCAAUUGCCUGCUAUGGUUGAAAGCAAAGUUGCAGAAGAAGCUGGGUUUGGAAGAAGCAUGUUUGAGAGGCUGAGCUCAUUGGGGCAUCCAAAACAUCUUCUCAAUGUGCAGUAUAGGAUGCAUCCUUCCAUAAGCUUGUUCCCAAACUCAAAGUUCUACUCUAGCCAGAUCCCAGAUGGUCCUAAUGUCAAAGCCAAAGGCUACGAAAAGACGUUUCUUCCGAGUCGAAAAAUGUUGGGUUCGUAUUCUUUCAUAGAUAUAAAUUAUGGAAGAGAAGAGAAGGACGGCAUUACACAGAGUUGGAAAAAUAUGGUAGAGGUUGAUGUUGUGCUGCAAAUUAUUCAUACAACAUGUGUUGACUCAAAAGAGAAGAUCAGCAUUGGUGUGGUGUCACCUUAUUCAGCUCAAGUAACUGCUAUUCAACAGAAGAUUGGGAGGAACUAUGAUAACUGUCAUAGCUUUAAAGUUAAAGUGAGCUCUGUUGAUGGCUUCCAAGGAGGGGAGGAGGAUAUCAUUGUCAUGUCUACUGAGAGUGCUGAGGAAGAAAAGAAAGGAAAUGAUGCUCAAACAUCGAAGCCUGCAUUUUACAAUAAUUUAUUCGGUAAUAUGCCACGUUAUGAGAAGUACUCGCCAAUAAUCAUUUCACCUGAACAAGAGGACAUAAUCGAGACUCAAGUUACUAGAUGCGAACCUACAGUUGAGUUUCCAAAUGAAGAUGAAGUCAUUGGAACUCAAGUAGUUCCUCUUGUGGAGGAUGAAAUCCCAAUAAUUGAAAGAUUGGAAAAUUUGAAAAGGGGUGUGGGAAGAGUAAAGAAUGUGUCAGAAAUUAAAGGGAAGAAGAAAACAGAUGAUACGAUCAAAGAAAAGAAAUUUGGACGCAAGGAUAAAAGGAAAAAAGGGAGAUAUGAUAAAAGUAAUUUUAUUGGUCAGAAUCAGGCAGAUGCGUAUGAUCGGCCCCAUUGUUACUUCCGAGGGAUAAGUGGUUGA